Molecule: messenger RNA, 4170 nt
Organism: Protobothrops mucrosquamatus (brown spotted pit viper)
Lineage: Eukaryota; Metazoa; Chordata; Lepidosauria; Squamata; Viperidae
Gene: WDR97
Product: WD repeat domain 97
Exons: 26
Coding region: 1-4170 (1389 amino acids)
Molecular function (GO): protein binding
Source: RefSeq, a predicted model, not a curated record
AUGACGGGCAUCCUGUAUGCCUCCCACGUCAACCAGUUUGUGGCCUGGGACACUGGAGGCCUGCAUGUCCUGGACUCCCACUUCCAGCUGCUCUCUCAGGUGCCAUCCACGCUGCCCAUCCGCUGCGGCAUUUACAGCAAGCAGCUGAACCGGAUUGUGACUGCCGGCGACGGGAACUUGACCAUCUGGAGCUUCCGCUACGGCUUCCGCAGCCUUCAGUGCCGAGCCACCGUAAGCACCGGCCUGGGACCCAGUGACCUCUUUCUCCACCUCGUCUUGGACACGGACAGCACUAGUGAGCCCCAACGCUGCUUUGCCUCUUGCGCCACCGGCGUGGCCACCUUUGACAUCUCCAGGGGGAAUCUCCUAGCCUUCAGGACGAAGCUCCAUAGCAGAGAGAUCACAGACCUUGCCUAUUGUGAAGCCAUUGGCUGCGUAAUCACAGCCUCACGGGACACCACCAUCAAGGUGUGGGACAAGGAGUGGCACAUUCGGAUCGUCUUUGUUGGGCACACCGCUCCAGUCAUUGCCGUGACCAUCUACCCUCACCGGCCCCUCAUCUUCUCUGCCUCCCAAGACGGGACCAUCCGCACCUGGAACCUCAACACCAUUGACCAGGUAGACCAAGUCCACGUCUCGGAGCCUGUGGAGUCCUUGGACACCCACACCAAUUCGCACGUCUUCUCCAUCUCGGGCUGCAGCCUCAACCUCUGGAAAAUCAAUCAGCUCUACUCACUCUACACAGUGCUGGGUUCCCCUGCCAGGCAGCUCAGCUGCAUCGACCUGAGGCUGCUGGGCGACUUCCCUGCCCGCGUCCUCUGCCUGUGCCAGGACUCCACCGUGCAGCUGCUGGAUGCCCAGAGUGGCGCGCCUGUGUCCGUCCUCUCCUUGGACGAGUAUUCCCCAGCCCGGGCAGUGGCCUACUGCUUGCCCCGGGAGACCCUUUUCGUGCUGCUGCAACAGGGCCACGUGCUGCGCGUCAACGCAGCCACCAGCCACAUGAGGGUGAAGCAGUGCUUUAGCAGCAGCCUCUGGGAAUCCAGGCCCUGCUGCGUCCUGCUCUACAGCCACAUGGUGGAACCAGACAAGGCGUACGCCACGUGGCUGGAAGUGACCCAGAACCAAGGCUACAGGAGGAAGUGGCAGAAAUCCACCAUCAACAUGCAGGACAGAAACAGAUUCCUGCCAAUUCUGGGGCACAAAAAUGGCUCCCUCAGUGUCAUAGAUUGGUUCUUGGGCCGAGCCCAGUACACAGUGGAGGCGCAUAACCCUGAGCGUGUCACGGCGUUGGCUGAGUACACCACACAGAUGUGUGUCCUGUCAGCAGGUACCGACCUCACGGUGAAGAUGUGGCGCCUCUUCCCCUACGCAGAGGAGUGCCUGCUCCCCCUCCUGUCCUUCUCCUGCACCUCUCCUGCGUGGCACAUGUGCUUCCUCGGAGACACCCUGGCGGUGGCCUUCCAGGACCCCGAAACGGUCACUUACAGCAUUGUCCACUACAACCUGAUGGAGCAGACACGCUCUGAGCACGGACCUGAGGAGGACGCCCAGGAUGACAUCACAGGUCUCUGCUGCUGCCCAAACCUGAAGCUCUUUGCCUCGUCCAGCCGGGACGGGUCGGUGAAGAUCUGGGACCACAAGAACAGGCUGCUCCGGCACCUGAAGCUGAACACCAUCCCGGAGAGCCUGGCCUUCGCCAACCACAAGGGGGACCUGCUGGUGGGCCUGGAGCAGCACCUGUAUGUCAUCCCCCACACCGAGUACCUGCCCAGUUACUACCAGAUGCAGCUGCUGUGGGCAAAGUUCCUGGAGCCCCUCAAGGAUAUCUCCCUGCCCAUCAGCCCGUCCAGCUUUGAGGCCCUGGUGCAAGAGAACAGCCGUCGCUUGAGGCAAGAGCUGCCUGCGAAGAAGUCCGAGUCCAGCAUGUCCGGCGUCUUCCGGGUGGCCCUGAGGGAGUCCAGGGAGGUCCGGGAAGCCAAGCUGAAGCUGGAGGGCAUGGCCCAGCUGGCGGAGAGGAAUCGGGACCUGCAGCUCCUGCAGGAAGGGAAGAUCAGCCCAGCCAAGAAACGGCCUUUCACCAAACAGAUGCGGGAGGAGGCCUUUGAGCGCUACCUGGGCCUCUUCUACCAGGAGCAGCUCAGCCUGGAGAUUCCCGAAAAGGAUCCCUUCGACGCAGACGAAGUGCUGGAAUCCCUCGGCCGGAUGGAUCCCAUCUCUGCCCUCCUGGAACCCUCCAUUUCCCACAUGUUCCUGGGGGGCUUCGCUAAGCCCAGGACCCUCAAACUGAGCAGCUCAGCCUUUGCGGAUAUUAGCCCCUCCAUCCGCUUCACCUCCUCCCUUACGGUUCCUGGCAUGCUCCAGGUGAAGAGGAAGAAGGUAGACGUUGGCGCUGCCCCCUCCUCUGCCGGGAUGCAGGAGACCCCCUCCCCAGGGAGAGCUGAAGCUCCCCCAGCCCCCCUCACGCAGGAGGCCCCCGAGAUCACCAGGCCCCUUUCUGCAAGAGCGGGCAGGCCAGGCUACGGGCCAGACCUGAGAGGGGCCCUGGAGGAGGCACCCAAGCCUGUGGAGCACCCCGUUAAAGCGUUCGAAACUGUGGUCUCGGUUACCCCAGGAACCCCUUCAUCCCCCAGCCCCUCCGUGCGCAUCAAGAGCGAAAAGGAGCUCAAAAGCGAGAGUCUUCAGCUGCCCAGAAUAUCCUCCGGCUUCAUCCCCAAUUCUGUGGUGGCCCAGCAGCUUCACACCCUGGACCUUCUGGAGACAGAGAGGCUCGUGAAGGUGAUCGGCCCCCAGGUGGUGUCGGGGAGCCCCUCAAAGGCCAGUUUAAUGUGGACGUUUGAUGAGGAGGAACUGCCCAAGGAAGAACGGCUGCCAGCGGCCCUGGAGGGCAUCUCCAAGUCCUGGAUCACGCCAGCGAAGGAAGACGCCCCCUCCACAAAGCAGAGCAUGCCUGGGAUUUUCCUGACUCAGCUGGAUGAGUCCCAGUAUCCAGAACUGCCGAGGACGGUGCCUGUAUUUGUUCUGCCCUUUGUGGACCAAGAGUGGUUCCAGAACCUUUUCCCAGAGGGUAUCCCCCCUGAGAUGACCUCAAAGGACUUGUUGAGGAAGCUGCAGGAGACGCUGCUCACUGCCGACUUCAACACCAAGACGGAGGUGUUGGGAGCCAUCGUCUACUUGGAAGAUCAGCUGGAGGACCGGGCGAAGAGGUGGAUCCAGUACACCCUGUUUGAAGUGCUGAAUCAGGAGGGCAACACCCCCUCUUUGCAGGAAAAGAGCCAGAAGAAGUUCAUCCUGGCCGCCCUGCGCGUCCUCCUGCACCUGGACAAAGAUAGCCUGGACUUGAUGGUGGAGCUGAUGACCUGCUACCUGAUGGCUGCUCCCUCCGCCCGGGCAGUUUUUAAGGAUAUGUUCAAGGAGUUGGGACUUCAGGACCCUCAGAACUUUUUCUUCAAGGAGAUGAACUCCUGGCUGGUGGGUAUGGAGGACUCCAAAGAGGCCGUGCGGAAACACAGCAAGGAAUGGUUGGAGGAGGAGAUCAGGAUUUUCAAGGAACACAGAGCUCGCCUGUGGGAAGAGGCCGCCUCUGGGAAGCUUUUCCUGGACACCGGCCACAAGACCACCACUCUUUUGACCCUGGAAAGGAAGAGGCCAGAGAAGAGCCGCAAGAAAGCCAGGAAGAUCGCUGGAAAGGGGGCCAAGGCUGUCCACAAGGACGAGAUGGACAGCGAGGAGGAGCGGCAGGGGAAGUCCAGCUCGGAAGACCACCAAAGGCCCGUUCGCCCCAUUGAUGCCAUCCAGCAUUUUGCGGAAAAGCAGCUGGAGAGAGAACGGAAGGAGCUGGAAGAGGCUGUCCCUUUGAGGGCAGAUUCCCCCCGGGACACGGUCUUGGCGUUGCCCCCUCUUCAGAAGUCCCGAGCGAUCCUGCGUCUAGGAGAAACCAACGCAAUGCUGAGAACGAGAGUUGCUGAGCGCUGCUGCUUCCCCAUCGUCUUCCCCCGCUAUCUGAUGAAAGGCUUCGUCCCCUUCCUGAAGCUUCCGCUCCCCAAGAUCACCCUGCAGCCGUUCCCAUCCCUCCGGAGGAGGCCGGCAUCGCCAAGGACGUUCGCUGCCAUGCAGCAGCUGGUGCACAAGUACUUCAUCCCAAAGUUUUCCUACGCCGACAGCUACCCUUGA